Molecule: messenger RNA, 1328 nt
Organism: Rhododendron vialii
Lineage: Eukaryota; Viridiplantae; Streptophyta; Magnoliopsida; Ericales; Ericaceae
Product: cytosolic sulfotransferase 17-like
Exons: 2
Coding region: 88-1029 (313 amino acids)
Biological process (GO): sulfation
Cellular component (GO): cytoplasm
Molecular function (GO): sulfotransferase activity
Source: RefSeq, a predicted model, not a curated record
GCUACCCAUUUGCACCAUAGAACAGUAGCAAAACGCAAAUAAAGAAGUUUCGGUAGCUUGAAUUCCCACAUUUUGCCCCUUCAAGACAUGGAGAUUCAACCUGGUACCUCCGUACCAGAAGUCAAACAGAUUGCAGAUGACUCAGGCAACCAUCUCAUUAACUUUCAUGGCUUUUGGUUCACCCCCUUCUUCCUCCAAGCAACCGAAGAACUACUUAAACACUUCAAACCACUUCCUAAUGAUGUCAUCUUAGCCUCUUUCCCUAAAACUGGCACCACAUGGCUCAAAUCUCUCCUCUACUCCAUUAUCAACCGCUCUUCAAUUGAUCAAUUGACAAGAAGCAAUCCCCAUAAACUUGUGCCACAACUUGAGCUACAAGUUUAUGGACCACAAACGGUUUCUCCUCCUCCUUUUCCCUCUCUUGACACUUCAUCAUCCAAUAGGAUAUUCGGCACCCAUCUCCCAUACCAAAUCAUCGGCGAAACAGUUAACUCAUCAGAUUGUCGCGUCGUUUAUGUUGCGAGAAAUCCGAAGGACACUCUUGUGUCCAUGUGGCAUUUUGUCAAUACACUGGAAAUGUUUAAAACUUUCCCAUGGCCACUAGAGGAUUUUGUGGACAACUUUUGUAAAGGGCACAUUGCUUUUGGACCUUAUUAUGACCAUGUGUUGGGGUACCAUAAAGAGAGCAUGGAAAGACCUAAGAAAUUCUUUUUUAUUACUUAUGAGGAACUGAAGAGAGAUCCAAAGACUCACGUUAAGAAAUUGGCCGAGUUCUUGGGGUAUCCCUUCGAUAACGAAGAGCAAGUGGAGGAGGUGGUGAGGAGUUGUAGUAUUGAGACAUUGAGAAAUCAUGAGGUGAACAAGUCAACCGAUUCAUUCAGUUUCUUUGAAUUUCCACAUAAUUCCUACUUCAGAAAAGGGCAAGUUGGGGAUCACAAAAAUUACCUUUCCAAGGACAUGAUCAACCGCAUUGACACAAUUACUAGGGAGAAAUUUCAAGGAUCAAUCUUAAAUCACGAGGAAGAAUGAGUCCCCAAAGUUCCCUGCAUGCAUUGGUUACCCUUGGGCUACAGUUUGAAUCUCAUUUGGUGCUUCAGUUUCAUCAUAAUAAACCUAACCUAUAGGCUACUGUUAGAUUGUUUGAUAAACUUAGUGAUAUCAAACACUAUCAUUUGGUGUACUAUAGGCUGCUGCUUCUUUUUUAUGUUCUAUUCUUUGAGUUUUUCAUUUUGUAUGUAAGUAUGUUUGUUUGUAUGUUGUUGGACUCCGAAAACACUUGUCACCAAAUUCAUAUGUAUCAAUGUUAUCGUUGUAUGUUGAUGAAAUUU